Messenger RNA from Hibiscus syriacus, 1294 nucleotides. Its product is annotated as probable protein phosphatase 2C 63. Gene Ontology annotation, molecular function: cation binding; protein serine/threonine phosphatase activity. The record is from RefSeq and is a predicted model, not a curated record. Lineage: Eukaryota; Viridiplantae; Streptophyta; Magnoliopsida; Malvales; Malvaceae. Gene Ontology annotation, biological process: protein dephosphorylation. The coding region runs from base 55 to 1179 and encodes 374 amino acids. The transcript has 4 exons.
AGAAGGAACAGAAGACCAUUGAUAUCAGAGAGGAUUGAUCGCAAAGGAGGAUUGAUGGCGACGAUUAUGUUGCGGUCUCUUUUGAGUCCUCUUGAACGUUGCCUCGGUGUGAGCGCCGGUGGGGAUGGUUUAAUGUGGCACGCUGACCUUAGACCCCACGCUUCCGGCGAUUACUCCAUCGCCGUCGUGCAAGCGAACAACAACCUUGAAGAUCAAAGCCAAGUCUUCACUUCUCCUAUGGCUACCUACGUUGGCGUCUAUGACGGUCAUGGUGGUCCUGAAGCAUCUAUAUUUGUCAACAGACAUCUCUUCUAUUUUCUCCAUAAAUUUGCUUCAGAACAAGGUGGAUUAUCUGCAGAUUUGAUAAAGAAGGCAUUCAAUGCUACUGAAGAGGAGUUUUUGCAUUUGGUGAAGCAAUCAUUGCAUCUAAGGCCUCAAAUUGCUACAGUUGGAUCAUGCUGUCUAUUUGGUGCUAUUUCAAACGAUGUGCUAUAUGUGGCGAAUCUGGGCGACUCAAGAUUAGUUCUUGGAAAGCGAGUGUCUAAGGGAAAGAAAAACAUGGCGGUGGUAGAGAGAUUGUCAAAAGAUCAUAAUGUUGGAGUUGAGGAAGUUAGGAAGGAGGUUGAGGCACUUCAUCCAGAUGAUUCUCAUAUAGUAGUAUACACCCGCGGAGUCUGGAGGAUUAAGGGCAUAAUCAAGGUGUCAAGAUCCAUUGGUGAUGUUUACCUGAAGAAACCUGAGUUUUAUAGAGAUCCAAUCUUUCAGAAAUUUGGAAACCCUGUUCCUCUUAAAAGACCUGUUAUUACAUCUGAACCCUCCAUCCUUGUUCGGCAGCUUAAGCCCCAGGACCUAUUCCUGAUCUUUGCAUCGGACGGCCUAUGGGAGCAGUUGAGUGAUGAGGCUGCUGUAAACAUUGUUUUCAAAAACCCCAGAACUGGUAUUGCAAAGAGAUUGGUAAGAGCUGCACUUAAAGAAGCUGCGAAGAAAAGAGAGAUGAAAUAUGCUGAUAUAAAGAAAAUCGAAAAGGGAAUAAGACGCCAUUUUCAUGAUGAUAUAACUGUGAUUGUUGUUUAUCUCGAUCAACAUCAAGACUCCUGCAAUAAUAAAGUUAAGCAAAGCGCCUUGGGGUGCACGACGGCACCUGUUGACAUCUAUUCCUUCAAUGCCAGAUGCAGAUGAAACAGAUGAUGAUCUGUUUCAAACAAUUUCUUGAGAAAAGUUUAUUUGUGUACAGGAAUGAAAUGAUGGCGGGAUUGGUUCUCAAGAGGAGGGUCCAUUUGAGAAAAUAUAGAGU